AUGACAGCCGUCGCCCCCCGCCCAGAGACAAACCACAUCCUCACCCACGCCGCGACAGCAACCUCCUUCGCCUUCACCCCCUUCCUCCGCCAAACCUACCGCCACGAGCUCUCCUCGGACCGUCCGCAAUGCAAGCCCUUCCUCGCGGGCCACUGCCCCCUCGGCGCCGCCUGCCCGGACCGCCACGCCUCCUCCAGCUCCUCGAACCCCACGGGCGGGCCGUCCCUGGUCUGCAAGCACUGGCUCCGCGGCCUCUGCAAAAAGGGCGAGUCGUGCGAGUUCCUGCACGAGUACAACCUCCGCAAGAUGCCCGAGUGUAACUUCUUCAUGCGCAACGGCUACUGCUCCAACGGCGAGGAGUGUUUGUAUCUGCACAUUGACCCGCAGUCCAAGCUGCCGCCGUGCCCGCACUACGACAAGGGCUUCUGUCCGCUCGGUCCGCGGUGUAGCAAGAAGCACGUGAGGAGGAAGUUAUGUGUGUAUUACCUCGUCGGGUUCUGCCCCGAGGGUCCCGGGUGCAAGUACGGUGCGCACCCGCGGUGGAGGACGGAUUUGGAGAAGCCGAGUGCCAAGGUUGAGGGCGAGGAAGGGGAGAUCAAGAAGGAUGGGGAGAGGGAGGAGGGCGAGAUGUUUCAGCAGCAUCGGGGGGACAGGCAGCGGGAUAUGCAUGAUGAUCGGGGGCACGGUGGAGAUCGGAGGCAUGGUGGUCGUGGAGGCCGGUGGCGCGGCGGCGGGAAUAAGAGAUACCGUGGACGUGGUGGCCACUGA
Molecule: messenger RNA, 768 nt
Organism: Colletotrichum costaricense
Lineage: Eukaryota; Fungi; Ascomycota; Sordariomycetes; Glomerellales; Glomerellaceae
Exons: 1
Coding region: 1-768 (255 amino acids)
Molecular function (GO): metal ion binding; RNA binding
Source: RefSeq, a predicted model, not a curated record